GAUGGAGAGCGAAACAGCCUUACACCAAGGUCUCGUUCGCGUUCGAGGUCUCGACUGGAUUCACCGGCCAACUCUCCACCUCAUAGGCGCGCUACAUCACAGUCUCGCUCUCCUCAGCCUCGUAGACGCUCCUUUAGCAGAAAGAGGACAAGAUUUAGAAACGCAAGAAACGUCCUUGCUUUGUAAUUAAGAUUUGAAUAAUCAAGAUGUUGGACAUGCUUGAGCCUGAAACAUUCAGUGAUCGGCAGUGGUCGUCGGAACAAGAUCUCUCCGAGUUUGUGGUACUGGAAGAAAUAGCUGAUGAGAGGUCACGUUCUCGCACACCUCGCCGGCAUCGGUCACGCAGUGGAUCUCCUCGCAAUGGACACGAGGGUAGCCGCCGUUCACGACGAACUCGGUCACCAUCCUCAAGCUCUCCAAUGUCUAAUCGCAGGCGUCAUAUUGGCACACGAGAUAACCCCGAGCCAUCCAAAUGUCUUGGAGUGUUUGGUUUGAGUGUGUACACAACAGAGAGACAGCUGCACAGCAUCUUCGUCAAGUUUGGACCUCUGGAGAAGGUGCAAGUUGUUCUUGACUCAAAGACUGGAAAAUCAAGAGGAUUCGCAUUUGUGUACUUUGAGUCUAUAAAGGAUGCUGCUGAAGCCAAGGACGAAUGCUCUGGAAUGGAAAUUGAUGGACGGAGGAUCAGAGUAGAUUUCUCUAUUACAAAGAGACCUCAUACACCUACACCAGGCAUUUACAUGGGCAGACCUACCACACGAGGUGGUUAUGAUCGUGGAUAUGGUGGGCGAGGUGGCGGCGGGUAUAGGGGAGAUAGAUACCGCUCUCCUUCACCACGAUACAGGCAACGUUCCAGUGGUGGCCGCCGCGACUAUUAUGACCGUGGAUACGACCGUGGAGACCGGAGUUACUAUAGAGGUGGUGGUGGCUAUGACCGAUAUGACCGUCAGCCACACUAUGACCGCUAUGACAGAUAUGAUAGGGCUUAUGACAAGUACGAGCGUUAUGAGAGGUCUAGAUCCCGGUCAUAUUCUCCACGUCGGCUGAAGGCAUCGGAUUAGAUGCCAAACGAUGCCGUGAAUUGGGACACCGCUGACCAGGUGUAAUUUCAACAUGUGAAGGAUGCUCUCUCAGCAAAGAAGUGAUGAAUCAUACAGGAGCUAGUUCAAUAAGCAAGAUAUUGUGGCUUUUAUUUGACAUGCUUCCAUAAAAAAUUUUUUACAUGUUUUAUGAAUAUUGUCCAUUAACUGAUAUUGGUGUACCUAUUAUUUUUUUGUUUUUAAUAACAUGGUAAGCACUGUAUAUAGCAUGUAUUUCCAGUUUAGAAGUGAAGGGAUGUGCUAGUAGGCAGAGUACAGUAAAAGGUAGCACGUCAACAAAGAGAACUGAAUCUGGUUCCCAAAAGUCAUACACUAGCAUAAAGAGUACCGGUCAGUUGGUGACUUGUAUUACAAUGUUGUACUGAUGGCCCGAGUGUUAACAUCUUACAUGAUCGGUAUAGCAUCCGUUAUUACCAUAGGAGCGGAGAUUGCACGGUUAUUUCAGUGGUAGUAGCGGGGUGCGCGGUUGAGAUAUUACAAUGGUUCUUCAUCUGUAAAAGUACCAGCAAAGGGUGAUGAUUCUCACAUUGUAUUCUGUCUUCAUAUAAUAUAUGCAGUUGGUAUUGUUAAUAGCAUUACCUAUUUAAAAUACAUGCAAGAGUGAAUGUAAUUUAAUGAACUGGGUUUGUGAUCAUCUAUAAACUGUGUGGUUGUCUCUGGUGGGCAUUGUAAUUUGUAAAAAGAAACACCACAUUUCUGUAUCCCAAACUAUUCUGUUAAGACUCAUGGUUGAUAUACAGGGCUUCUGAGCAUUUUGAGUAAUUUUGUCUGCCUGUUGAGAUCUGUGAUGUGGCUUUAGGGUAAGGAAUGGCAAAUUUACCUUUUCUUUACUUCACUACUUUGGUUUGAGCCAAAGAUAAUUCUUUUAUAAUAUGUUUUUUAUGAGCAUUGUAUAAUUUGGCUUAUACUAUUUCUCUGUGAGAAUAUAUUUAACCUGAGUAAAGAGUUUGUUAGAACUGGGCAUUAUGAUAGCACAGGGCAUAAGCCUUUCACUGUAAUUUACAGCAUAAAAUAUACAAUACAGUAUAGUCAUUUCGUGUGUAGUUAUUCAUGUAUUACUAAAAAAAAAAAAUCAGACAAUUAUGUAAUUAGCACUGUUUAGUUAAUAUUGAUGUUAUUGAACACAUCCACAAGCCUUGAUGAGGGUUUGAACUAUGCGCUGAAUGUUCCCAGAUGUGCUUUUAGUCAUCUGGACCAAGACAUGGAAAAGAAUUGCAACCUGGAAUGCUACUGCACCCACGAGGGUGCAGUGUUUGUCGUCUUGUCCUCGGAGUAUGUGAAUGUACCAGUGACGAGAUGCCUUGUGACCCUACAACAUAAAAGCCAAACGUAACAUAAUUCAUAGUAGUAAGCAUAAAUGUUCCAUCUUGAAGUGUCAGGAUAUUUGCGGACAUGAGAUUAGAUCACUCACUACAAGUUAUUAUGCACAUCUUUGUCUUCGGAAAUACUUUGCACUUUGUCUUCGGAAAUAUAUGGAAGUGUUCUUCCACCACUCCUACUCCUUAAUGAUGGCCACGAUAGCUGCCUUGUAGUCGCCAGAAACAUCACCCUGAAGGUCUUGUUCGAGAGACAUGUCUGACUGCUUGAAGUUGCCCAAGUCUAUCUCGGAGCGAGACACCACCAGGUGAAUGACCGCCUGGUCCUUGAUGCCCAUUCCCGACACUGCUUCUCGCAGCUCCUUAGAGAAGAACUCGCUGCGGUUCUUCAUGCUAUGUUCCGUGUCCAGAAAAAUCGGCCUUUAUAACGUCACCAAAACUCCUGCCCUUAAUAUUAGUGUAUUCUUCAAAGGCAAGGCACAGGGGAGAAGAGUAUGAGUUCAUAAUGUGGAUGAAUUUUUUCUCAUCAGUUCCUAUCCUGCCUUCACCUGCUUUACAGUGUGUGCACUAUUUCCUUGGCUAGUGACCCUUGAUAUUGCAGGGUCACAAGAUCUCUGAUACAUUUACAUACUCUGAGGAGGAGGAGACAGAAAUAUCGAGAGGUAUCUGAGAGAGGGAGGUGUUACCCUGUGCGUGUGAAUGCGUGUCAGCUGUAAGUUUAAGAAAUGACUUUGAUAUCCAGGAUAUUACAUUUUUAUGCAGUAAUUACUUAAUAAUUAGGAUGAGACCUAGUUACAGGAUGAGAGCUACACUCGUGGUGUCCUGUCUUCCAAAGACUGUCAUUUAGUGCUUUGAAACUUCUAAUGGUUUUGGCCUCCCAACACUUUGCCGAACUUGUUCCAACCGGUGGUGAUAGAAACAGAUUUUAAUUAUUAAAAAUGAUUAUUCAGGUGAAACCACUUUAUCUUUGAAUUAGGCAGUCAUGAUUUUUUUAGUUUCUCAUGAUGCAGCAAGCUUCUGUAAUUAUAAAUGUAAUGGUUUUACACAGCCAACAUUAAAGUGGUUUUAUACUGCACUCUACAUCGUAUGCUCUAUAAAUAUAAAAUUGCUUGGAAUAAGGUUAAAUAUGUCAUUACUUUUUGUCCCUGAAUUUAUUAUUCAUUGAUGUAUGGGAUUUAUAUCAAGAAACUAUGUAACUUAGGGGUCAUGAAUUAGAACUUUAUCCUCCUUUAGCAAUGGGAAAGGGCAUUCCUGAUUUCAAGACUGCAGUGUAGUGUGUGAGGAUAACAAUUUAUUUGAUACAGCAAACCCAACACAUUUUCAGAAUCGACAUAUUUCCACGUCUGUAUUUUUCAAAUGCCUCCCUUCUCUGUUAAGUCAUUCACAUACUGUACUUUGCUCUCACAAUCUUUGUAUGUUUAUUUAAAAACUUUACAUUUUUUUUUUUUUUGGUACAGUAGAAAUUUAAUUCUUUUAAAUUGAAUUUACAUUAAUAACUUCUUUACCAUAGUUGUUGCGUCUUCCUUUUUAAUUUCAUGUCCUUCAAAUGCAUAUUUUAUAUUUCCGGAAGAUACAAGGAUUAAUGCUUGAAGAUACAAGGGUUAAUACAGGAAGAUACAAGGGUUAAUGCAGGAAGAUACAAGGAGUAACGUGUGAAGAUACAAGGAUUAAUGUGGCUGCCUCGACGGCUGUCACCUUAGGCUAACCACCAGGUUCCUCAGACUUUGCAUGUUGUCCACAUUAUUUCAUUACAUACAAGAUCUAAUAUAACACAAGUGAUUUAAAUUAGUUGUCCUAAAUAGACUGGAGUAACUUUAGAUUUUUUAGUUUUAAGAUAACCUCAGACAAGAUGUAACUUCAACAAUAAGUGGGCAUUUGAAUCAAGUAGUUGUGUUUAUUAUCACGUGUUAUAUUACAGUGUGUUUAACUGUUUUGUAUAAAGCAUCUUGAAGAAUAUUGUUUAAUGUUGUAUAAGCAUGAACAUUGUUUAAUUUCAUGAGAUGAAAUAUCAGUUUUUCUUAUGGUAAAAAAUUACUAUUGGAAUUUCUGCUUAAAAUGAAAAGAAAUACAAUAGUGGGAGCCAAGAUUUUAGUGUUUAAUGCUGUACAGGUUAAGAUUUGUGUCUAAGAUUUUAGUUUCAUUUCACUGCAUCAUUUAUCUUUUUUGUGAAAGCAAGUUAUGAAAACAAAAUAUUUUACCUGUGCUUGAAAAGUGAUCUGAUGCAGUGUAAGCAUUAGUUAAUGAGGUUUCUUUUACUUUUAAUGCUUAUUUUUAGGCAGAUUUGACAUUCUUGCCUUUAUUGAGAAUUAGAGGAACAUUAUUUUUUGUUUUAUAUAUACUGUACUUGUAUAAUGGUCAGGAAAUUAUUCUUGUACGUUUUAGGUGUUAACCAAAAUUUUGCAGUGUGUUGAAUUUAGAUAAGCUGCUCUGAGCAGGUUAGCUGACUAUUGCUCACCAUUAGUUAUGUUUUGUCCUUUUUAAUGUGUCACUAGUACCUUGCAUCAUAAUGUACAGAGCCUUGGACAUGCUGUCCAUAAAGAAAAUGGUAUUAUUGGAUAUUCAGUUUUUUAGUUGUUACAAAACGCAUGAAAUUUGUAAAAUCAUUUGAAAUCAGAGUUAUUUUAUUUUGGUAAAUUUAUAUUUUUUCAAAGGAUACAUUGAAUCUUUUUGUUAUUCUUUAACCAUAUUGAGCUUUAGUUUCAAGUGAUUUUUUCUCUCACAAGAAUUAAAACUAGUUUGCCAUUUCACUUUGUUUGUGUUGAUAUGUACCUAUUUAAGGGAACUGUUAGCUUCAAUAUUGAGAGAGCUAAGGACAUGGUCAACUCAGUGCUAUUAUACAGUAGUAAUUGUUGAAUCAUGGACUUCCCAUAUUAAUUUUAAUAUGAUUUUGAUAAAGCUGCUUUUGUCUGUUACACAUGGAAGUAUGAACAAUAGAUUAGCCAAAUGAAACAUGACUUGCAGUCGAGAAUAUAAUGUUAAAUUUCGAUGUAAUGUUUUUUGUGCGCAUAAAUGCUGGACUUUAUUUUCAGCAAGACAUUCAUUGAAUGGAAGUAGUGAAGCUGAAGACGUAUUGAGUAUUAAUAUAGGCCAUACAUAUAUCUGUUGGUGACUUACAUUGGCUUGUGUUGUGGUGACUAAAAUCCCAGAGAUUAGUGUGAACAUCUGAUAUGUUCGUAGGAACAUCCUCAUUCUUCUCAAGAGUGCGAUUUGUAACUGGACUGUUGCGGAAUGUUCUGUAUAGUAUUUAAUUUAGUACUGUGAGUGCAAAGCCAAUUUUAAUGCAAGAAAAAAAUCUUUAUUUGUGUAUUGGAGCAUGUGUUUUCUUGUCAACUGUUUACAUGUAAAUUCUAUUUGUAAGUGGGAGUGAGAUGUAGUUGUAAACUUAAUGAGUAAUUGCACAUAAAGACUUUCAAGUACA
Messenger RNA from Procambarus clarkii (red swamp crayfish), 5834 nucleotides. Its product is annotated as transformer-2 protein homolog alpha. Gene Ontology annotation, biological process: positive regulation of mRNA splicing, via spliceosome. Lineage: Eukaryota; Metazoa; Arthropoda; Malacostraca; Decapoda; Cambaridae. Gene Ontology annotation, molecular function: RNA binding. The record is from RefSeq and is a predicted model, not a curated record. Gene Ontology annotation, cellular component: spliceosomal complex.